Messenger RNA from Bacidia gigantensis, 1155 nucleotides. RefSeq lists its product as uncharacterized. The transcript has 2 exons. Lineage: Eukaryota; Fungi; Ascomycota; Lecanoromycetes; Lecanorales; Ramalinaceae. The coding region runs from base 1 to 1155 and encodes 384 amino acids. The record is from RefSeq and is a predicted model, not a curated record.
AUGGGCGAGCCGAACAUGCAGAUGGACUCAGUAGGGAGCGAAGACACAGGAUCUGAGUACGGGUAUGAUGAACAUGAGACCGAGACAUUCUACGUCACCGUCGACCUCUCGUCUGCUGCUCCCUUGCGAGCCCGGAACAAACCCCACAAAGCAGCUCCAGCAAAGUCACAAGAGCCCCCAAAUACUGUCAAUGAUGAGUCCGCCGGCGCUCUAUCCCAAGAUGAAGCUCAAGAGCCUCAAACGCGGCCUGAGAGCUCAAAAUCCACCUCUCGCGCCCCCAAGACCAAUCUACGAGCAAACCAAAUACAAAUUCUCGACCUACACACCACAAACCCCAUGAUAUCCUACCAGAACCAGCUCUACACCUGUUCGUGGGGCACGGCUCUGGGAACGGACAUCAUCCUCGCACCCAAAUAUCCCUCCCCUGAAACCCCCAUCACCCGUCCACUCGCAGAUGCCCACGACCCAACGAGACCCGAAGCCACAGUCCUAGCAACAACCAAUAUCCGCCUCUCCGGGCGCCCCAUAGAGGCUAUUCCCCGCCCCGAAGCACCCUCAGCUCCCACUCCUCUCCCCACCUCUCUCCCGGCCUCCACCAUCUCGCUACCACACCAGCCCACACUCCCACCAGCCAACCAUACCAGCACAGUCAAGCAUCUCGACCCGGGCCCCAACGCCUCCAAAGCCCGCACAAACCAAGCCGCCUUUCUCGAGCGCAUAAUGAAGAGCAAACAAGGGAAGGGGGAGACAGACCGCGUGAUCACUAGCUUACCGGCGCCAAAUCGGAAGUUCGAUGAUGAGGGGAACUUGAUCCGUGGACGUGGUGGGAGGAAGGGAAGGCCGAGACGGAGGGGAAGUGGUAGGGGUGGGAGUGGAGGUAGGGGACGCGGAAGGGGCAGGGGAGGAGGAGGGGGAAGUUGGUGGGGAAGGGCGUUGGCUGGGGAUGGGAAGGGGGAGGCGGCUGUGACGCCGAAGGCGUGGGAGGAAUUGGAAGGCGGUGAUGAGCGAACGAGGGAGGACGAGAAUUUAGAGCCCAAGGGUAGCGAUGGGAUGGAGGACAGUAUUGCGGAUGUGGCUGAAGAAGAACGUGAUGGUCAGGAUGCAGAUACCAGUGCAGGUUUGGACGGUAAUGAUGUAGAUAUGACUGACGUCUAG